This is a messenger RNA of Drosophila busckii, 1750 nucleotides long. It is a transcript of the gene Ugt307A1, whose product is annotated as UDP-glucuronosyltransferase 1-1. The transcript has 5 exons. Gene Ontology annotation, molecular function: UDP-glycosyltransferase activity. The record is from RefSeq and is a predicted model, not a curated record. Bases 1 to 1506 code for a protein of 501 amino acids. NCBI's taxonomy places the organism in Eukaryota, Metazoa, Arthropoda, Insecta, Diptera, Drosophilidae.
AUGAAUUGGAUGUGGUCAACUCAAGCAGCGUUAUGGGCUCUGUGCUGUUGCUUGCUGCCAGUCUCGCAAUCAGCUCAUAUACUGGGCGUAUUUGUGAAUGUGCAUCGUUCGCAGCUUUUGGUGCACUUGGCAGUGGCACGUGUGCUGCUGCAGCGUGGACACCAAUUGACGUUGGUUACGAGUCGAGAACUUCCAGCGGAAUGGCAGCGUGAGAAUAUAACACAUAUAUUGGUGCCUUGGGAGCUGCAGUUACAGUCGCAGCAGCAGUUUGGUGCUAACUUUAUUUUGCGCAUGCAGUCGACGUUGGACGCCUUGGAGCAGUCUGGGCAGCUGCUGCUGCAGCCAGGCUGGUUGGAGUUUAUGCAAGCGCAGCCUGCGCAGCGUUAUGAGCUGUUGUUGCUUGGCUAUCAUUUCAAUGAUCAUCUGCUGGGAGUUGCUGCUCAUUUUAAAUGCCCUGUUGCCAUUAUAAGCACACAGCAGCCCACAGGCUUUGUGCACAGUCUAAUGGGCAAUCCCGAGGAGCGCUGGUAUGUGCCACAGCCCUACGAUAGUCGUCAGCGGCGUGGCCUGGAAGCCUGGCUGUUUGGUCUGUGGGAGAAAUCAAUGGAACUGCUGGCCCGACGUGUUAUGCAGCGCAUCUACAGCGCACACUUUGGCAGCUCACGCUAUCCAAGCUUUGAGCAUAUACGUCAACGCGUUGCCUUGGCCCUGAACAAUCAUCAUAGCCUAAGCGAGGGACCCAUAGCGCCGUUGCUGCCCAGCAUGUUGGAUAUAGGCGGCAUACUGCUGGAACAGCUGCCAGCCUUGGAGUUGUCAGCGCAUCCAAAGCGUCCAUUUAUACUCUUUAGUCUGGGCACGCGCUAUAGCUGGCGCAGUGCCAGCGGCGCAGCGCUGCAGCAGAUCUUUGUGCAUGUCUUUGCGCAGUUUCCAAACUACGAUAUCUACUGGACCUAUGAUGGCAACAAUGGCAGCGCUAUAAGCGCAGCUUAUACACACAUUAAGCUAGCCAAGUGGUGGCCACAAGCGCAGCUGCUGUCGCUGCCACACGCGCGUCUGUUCAUCACGCAUGGCGGCAAGGGCAGUCUUACUGAAGCGCUUUACUUUGGCCACACGCCUGUGCUGGGUUUGCCCUUCAAUGGAGAGCAGCGCGCAAAUUUGGGCAAAGCACAAGCCAAGGGCUGGGCUUUGAUGUUCGACAAACGCCAACUGACUACGGAUCAACUGCUAUGUGGCAUGCAACGUGUGCUCAGCGAGCGCAGCUUCAAACAACAUAUACAAACUGCUGCUAGGAUCUACAAGGAUCGUCCAUUAAAUGCCAGUCAGCUAACUGUCUAUUGGCUGGAAUAUAUACUACGUUAUAAAGGCGCAUUGCAACUCUCGGGAACCGCUCGGGAGCUGCCACUUUACGAGUUUUAUCUGCUCGAUGUGCGUCUUUUUAUCUAUUCCAUGCUCAUCAUACUCAUCUUUAUGCUUUUUUGGCUGGACAAACGCAUUAAUGGAGCAUGAAGCGUAACAUUAAGGAAUAACAGGCGAAUAUCGCGCCAUAAACAACGAUGAUGAUGAUGAUGAUAAUGUUGUUUAUAAUGCGACUGAAGUUGAUGUUGAAUAUUCAUAAGCAAGGUCAAGCAUUGAGCCUCAAUUGUGCACAGGUUUAGUAUCUUGCCACAGCAAUCAAUGUAAACAAGCUGACCCACCAACAACAAACAAAAAUUCCAGCAAGUCAUUCUGUUAGUUGCAGGCACCUUUUGAU